AAAAAAAAAACUUCCUUUUUUUUUUAAAGAAUAAAAAUAAAAAUAAAAAAAAUAUGCCUAAUAAGGUGCCAAAUGAAGAGUUGCCUGUACUUGAACGAUUAUUAAAUAUUCGUGCAAGACUUUCAGCUGUCAAACGUGACCGCUCGAGUUAUCUUAAAAUGGAAGAUAUAAUGCCUUUACGUCUUGAAACAGAAGAUGAAAUGAAAAUCUUGAGUGAUUUAAGAGGAGGUCGACUUUUAGAUGAAUCUCGUGAAUUGAAUAGAACUGACGAUGUUUUAGAUGAAAUUUUACAAAUGUUGAGUUUAUGCUUUUUAUCUUUGGGAAAGAAAAGAGAAAGUCCUGCUGUAUAUUCACAAGUAGUAGCUAUUAAGCAUAUUUUUGAUCGUUUAGAUGAAUUUGGUGUUUAUGAAGAGGAAUAUUUGGAGCCAUAUAAAGCCAAAUUGGAUGAAAUUGAAAAAAUUUUAAGUGUAGAUAGUAAAAAUCAUGCUUUACCUGAGCCGGUUAUGCAAGUAUUACAGUAUAAAUAUAGACAAUGCAGUCUUAUUUAUAAUAAUUUAAUCAACACAAUUCAUGAAGUAGCACCUGAAUUAGUUCCGAUUAGAGAUAAAAUGUUACGUAUUAGACGACAUCUUGCUUCAGUAUGUUGUCGUAGUCAUUAUUUACCUAGCGAUAUAAAACCUUUACAAGAAAAGAUUCGAGAAAUUGAUAAUAUGCGUAUUAAUGGUAAAUUUAUGAGUGAAGAUGGCGUUUCUAUUCCUGCAGGCCAAGCUGUUAUUAUUAACUUACUUGAGCAAUUAUUCUUUUGGUCACACGACCUCAUCAUUGCUUGUAGCGAGGACUUUUCACCUGCUCUCCAAAGUAUUCGUGAACGUUUACUUGAAAUCAAAAAUCAACUAGAAAGAUUAGAAUUGACACAUAAAUGGACCUUACGUCAAACAGACCUGUUUACUUACCAACAUCAGUUACAUGAUAUUGUAAAAAUGAGAUACAGUGAUAAAAAUGAAGAACAGGCAGGUGAUCCUAAGCUACUUGGUAAAUUUUUGGAUGAAAAAGGUGAAGCAGCUGAAGGACAGACACUACUUGAAUUUUUACUUCAUAAAUGUUAUCGAAUGAUUUUCGUACUUUUGAGUGAAAGUGUUCCAGUUUCAGAGGCUUUAUCUCCUGUUUAUAAUCAGUUAACAACUGUUCGUCAAUGUUUAUUAGCUGUUAAACAAACAGGUGCCCCCUGUUCUGCCGAAGAACUCUAUCCUUAUCAAAUGAAAUUAACAAGUAUUGAAAACUUGCGUAAGGAUGGAAAGUUUUAUGACGAUAGAGGCCAUAUUCCAGAAGGUCAAGCUUUGUGUAUUGAUAUACUUGAAGAAUGCUAUAAGCUUUUAGCGUCUUUACGUGAAUAUUCUGAAAGCAAAGAACAAUUGACGUCUGAAGAAACUACAUCCAAUUAAUAUUGUACAAUGCUAUUAUUAUUAUUUAAUAUAACAUGUAAUAACACAAAUUAUAAAUAUUGCUCUUUUUGUUAGUAUAUACACAUAUAGAUAUAUAUAUUGAUGGCUUGAACUUUUGAGUGAAACCCUGAUUUGUGUAUACAGUCAACUAAAGUUUAAGCAGAGAACUUUGAUAGUUU
Cokeromyces recurvatus is the source of this 1621-nucleotide messenger RNA. RefSeq lists its product as uncharacterized. The record is from RefSeq and is a predicted model, not a curated record. The transcript is spliced from 8 exons. Gene Ontology annotation, cellular component: cytoplasm; nucleus. Lineage: Eukaryota; Fungi; Mucoromycota; Mucoromycetes; Mucorales; Mucoraceae. The coding region runs from base 54 to 1442 and encodes 462 amino acids.